CAGUCUAACCAUGAACAGGAGCAAAUGCUCCGUGGGACUGAUGUCCUCCAUGGUGGCCCCAGCUAAGGAGCCCAACACCAUGGGCCUGAAGGCAGUGGAGCUCGUCCUGGUCAAGGAGCAAAAUGGGGUGCAGCUCACGAACUCCACCCUCAUCAACCCCCCCCAGACCCCCGUGGAGGCGCAAGAGCGGGAGACCUGGAGCAAGAAGGUCGACUUCCUCCUCUCGGUGGUCGGCUUCGCGGUGGACCUGGCCAAUGUCUGGCGCUUCCCUUACCUGUGCUACAAAAACGGCGGGGGCGCCUUCCUGGUACCGUACCUGCUCUUCAUGGUCAUCGCGGGCAUGCCGCUUUUCUACAUGGAGCUGGCCCUCGGGCAGUUCAACAGGGAGGGCGCCGCCGGCGUCUGGAAGAUUUGCCCCAUCCUGAAAGGCGUGGGCUUCGCGGUCAUCCUCGUCUCGCUCUACGUCGGCUUCUUCUACAACGUCAUCAUCGCCUGGGCGCUGCACUACUUCUUCUCCUCCUUCACCACAGAGCUGCCGUGGGUCCACUGCAACAACACCUGGAACAGCCCCAGCUGCUCAGACACCCGCCCCAGCAACAGCUCGGGCCUCAACGACAGCUUCAGGACCACACCCGCCGCCGAGUACUUUGAGCGCGGCGUGUUGCACCUCCACGAGAGCCGUGGCAUUGAUGACUUGGGCCCUCCCCGGUGGCAGCUCACGUUCUGCCUGGUCCUGGUCAUCAUCCUCCUGUACUUCAGCUUGUGGAAGGGAGUGAAGACUUCUGGGAAGGUUGUGUGGAUCACAGCCACCAUGCCGUAUGUGGUCCUCUUCGCCCUGCUCCUACGAGGAAUCACUCUUCCUGGAGCCAUUGACGGCAUCCGAGCCUACCUGAGCGUUGAUUUCCAUCGGCUCUGUGAGGCAUCCGUGUGGAUCGAUGCUGCCAUCCAGAUCUGCUUUUCACUGGGCAUUGGGUUUGGGGUGCUCAUCGCCUUCUCCAGUUACAAUAAAUUCACCAACAACUGCUAUAGAGACGCCGUCAUCACCACUUCGGUCAAUGCCCUGACCAGUUUCUCCUCUGGCUUCGUGGUCUUCUCCUUCCUGGGGCACCUGGCCCAGAAGCACAGCGUGCCCAUCGGGGAAGUGGCCAAGGACGGGCCCGGGCUGAUCUUCAUCAUCUACCCGGAGGCGCUGGCCACACUCCCGCUGUCCUCGGCCUGGGCUGUGGUUUUCUUUGUCAUGCUGCUCACCCUGGGGAUCGACAGCGCCAUGGGCGGGAUGGAGUCGGUGAUCACUGGGCUCAUCGACGAGUUCCAGUUGCUGCACCGGCACCGGGAGCUCUUCACUCUCUUCAUCGUCCUGGCGACCUUCCUCCUCUCCCUGUUCUGCGUCACCAACGGCGGCAUCUACGUCUUCACACUGCUGGACCACUUUGCGGCCGGCACGUCCAUCCUCUUUGGAGUGCUCAUCGAGGCCAUUGGGGUGGCCUGGUUCUACGGCGUGCGGCAGUUCAGCGACGACAUCAAGCAGAUGACCGGGACGCGGCCCAGCCUCUACUGGCGGCUGUGCUGGAAGUUUGUCAGCCCCUGCUUCCUCCUGUUCGUGGUCGUGGUCAGCAUCGUGACAUUCAGGCCCCCACACUAUGGAGCCUACGUCUUCCCCGAGUGGGCCAACGUGCUGGGCUGGGCCAUCGCCGUGUCCUCCAUGUCCAUGGUGCCCAUCUACGCGGCCUACAAGUUCUGCAGCUUGCCCGGCUCCCUGCGGGAGAAACUGGCCUACGCCAUCACGCCCGAGAAGGAGCGCGAGCUGGUGGAAAGUGGGGAGGUGCGACAGUUCACGCUGAGACAGGCAAAGCUCCGUGGAAGCGUGGGGGCUGUGGCCUCUCCUGGUUCCCGGGAUCCCGGUCAGCUCGUGGUCACCUCGCUGUGGAACCCCUGGCCGCAGGAGAAAGCGAGCUCCUUAUGA
Molecule: messenger RNA, 1963 nt
Organism: Diceros bicornis minor
Lineage: Eukaryota; Metazoa; Chordata; Mammalia; Perissodactyla; Rhinocerotidae
Gene: SLC6A3
Product: solute carrier family 6 member 3
Exons: 14
Coding region: 11-1963 (650 amino acids)
Biological process (GO): dopamine uptake involved in synaptic transmission; sodium ion transmembrane transport
Cellular component (GO): neuronal cell body membrane; plasma membrane; neuron projection
Molecular function (GO): norepinephrine:sodium symporter activity; dopamine:sodium symporter activity
Source: RefSeq, a predicted model, not a curated record